UAUGUCGAUGUAGAAGUGGGGGGCGCUCAGGCGCAGGUGGGGAGAGGAAAUCCUGGUGACUCUGUGGGACCGUCUGGGACAGACGCGCUUCUCCAGCCACGUUUAUCUUUUUCAGAAAACCAGCACCUAUGGCUCUCUUUGCAGUCUUUCAGACAACAUUCCUGUUCGCAUUGCUGUCCUUGAGGACUUACCAGAGUGAAGUCUUGGCUGAACGUUUACUAUUGACUCCUGAAUCACUUAAAAUUUCCAUCAACUCUACAUGUCAGUGUUUGCAUUUACAAUGGACCGUCCACAACUUUCCUUAUCAUCAGGAACUAAAAAUGCUGUUUCAGAUACAGAUCACUAGAAUUGAAACAUCUAAUGUCACCUGGGUGAGGAAUUAUACCACUGCUGUGAAGUGGAAUCAAGUUCUGCAUUGGAGCUGGGAAUCUGAGCUCCCUUUGGAAUGUGCAACACACUUUGUAAGAAUCAGGAGUCGGGUGGACGAUGCCAGGUUCCCUGAGUUGAGUUUCUGGAGCAUCUGGAGUUCAUGGGAAGAAGUCAGUGUACAAAAUUCUCUUGGGCAAGAUACAUUGCUUGUUUUCCCUAAAGAUAAGCUGGUGGAAGAAGGCUCCAAUGUCACCCUCUGUGCCAUUUCUCAGAGCAAUCAAAAUAGCAUAUCCUGUUAUUUGGAAGGUGAACAGAUACACGGAGGACAACUUAAUCCAUACGUAUCCACAUUCCACUUAAAAAAUGUCCCUUUCAUUAGGGAAAGAGGAACAAAUAUCUUUUGUAAAGGGAAGCAAAAUAAUAUAAAAGGCAUCGUGCUCUUUGUCUCAAAAGUACUUGAGGAGCCCAAGGACUUUUCUUGUGAAACCCAGGACGCCAAAACUUUGAGCUGUACGUGGGAUCCUGGGAGUGACACUGGCUUGGCUUGGUCUAAACAACCUUCCCAAAGCUACACUUUAUUUGAAUUAUUUUCUGGGAAAAAGAAACUUUGUGAGCACAAAAAGUGUUGUAAUUGGGAAAUAACUCAAGACUCACAAGAAAUGUAUAACUUCACACUCGUGGCUGAAAAUUACUUAAGGAAGAGAAGUGUCAACAUUCUUUUUAACCUAACUCAUCGAGUUCAUCCAAAGCCUCCCUUUAGUGUCAACUUUGAAAAUGUAAGUGCCACAAGUGCCAUCAUGACCUGGAAGGUGCAUUCUAUAAGAAAUCAUCCCACACUUUUGUGUCAGGUUGAACUCCAUGGUGAAGGAAAAAUGGUUCAGCACAAUGUUUCCGUCAAGGUGAAUGGUGAAUACCACUUCAGUAAAUUGGAGCCCGACACAGAGUAUGUCACCCAGGUACGCUGUGCUGAUGCCAACCACUUCUGGAAAUGGAGUGAAUGGACUGUCCAAAACUUCAUCACAUCUGAAGCUGCUCCCUCAGAAGCUCCUGAUGUCUGGAGAAAGGUGAAGUCGGAGCCAGGAAUUCGUACGGUGACCUUAUUCUGGAAGCCACUAUCAAAGCUUCAUGCCAAUGGGAAGAUCCUCUUCUAUAAUGUAGUUAUAGAAAAUCUAGACGAACCAUCCAGGUUAAAGUUUCUCUCUGUUCCUGCACCGGCCAGUGGCAUACAACUAACCCUUGACUGGUGUUCAUACCAAAUCCACGUCACAGCCAACAACAGUAUUGGCACUUCUCCCGCUUCGGUGAUUGUCAUCUCUGGGGACCCUGGAAAUGAAGAGGCUGAAGAAGAAAGAAUUAAUGGCACCGAGGAUGGAUUCUCUAUGUCUUGGAAACCCCAAACUGCAGACCUCACAGGCUAUGUUGUGGAGUGGUGUGAUCACCCCCAGGACUCGCUCUGUGAUGUCCAGUGGAAGAACAUAGGUCCCAAUACCACAAGUACAGUCAUUAGGUCAGAUGUGUUUAGACCAGGAGUCCGAUACAACUUCAGAAUUUAUAGAAUCUCUACGAAAAAGGUUGCUUAUUUAUUAGAGAAAAAAACAGGAUACUCCCAGGAACUGGCUCCUUCAGACAACCCUCAAGUGGCUGUAAGUAACUUGACAUCCCACUCCUUCACUCUGAAUUGGAACAAUUAUCCCACUGAAUCCCAACCUGGUUUUAUACGAGGGUACCAUGUCUAUCUGAAAUCCAAGGCAAUGCAGUGCCAUCAAGGAUUUGAAAAGGCAGUUCUUUCAGAUGAUUCAGUAUGCUGCAAAUACAAAGUCGACAACCCGGAACAAAAGACAUUCAUUGUGGAAAACCUACAGCCAGAAUCCUUCUAUGAGUUCUUCGUCACUCCAUACACAAGUGUUGGCGAGGGCCCCAAUGGUACUUUCACGAAGGUCACGACUCCAGAUGAAUACUCCCAUAUGCUGAUAAGUAUCAUAGUGCCCAUGAUUGUGUGCGUCUUGGUCAUCGGAAUCGUGUGCUACUUGAAAAGUCAGUGGAUAAAAGAGAACUGUUAUCCUGACAUCCCAGACCCUUACAAGAGCAGCAUCCUGUCAUUAAUAAAAUCCAAGGAGAACCCUCACUUAACAAUAAUGAAUGUCAAUGACUGCAUUCCAGAUGCUAUUGAAGUUAUGAACAAGCCAGAAGUGACUAAGAUACAACUCUUAGGUACUAGGAGGUCACUCACAGAAACUGAAUUGACUAAGCCUGCCUACCUUUACCUCCUUUCAACAGAAAAUAAUUACUCCGGCCCUGGACCCUGCAUCUGUUUUGAGAACUUUACCUAUAAUCAGGCAGCUUCUGACUGUAGUUCUUGUGGCCAUGUUCCAGUACCCCAGGAAGUCUCACCAGGUCAGCUGGGACUAUUGACCUCACCUGAAAAUUUACUAAAAGCAAUAGAAAAAAACUAUAUGAACUCCCUGGGAGAAAUCCCAGCUGGAGAAGCUAGUUUGAAUUAUGUGUCCCAGUUGGCUUCACCCAUGUCUGGUGACAAGGAUGGUCUGCCAACAAAUCCACCAGUGCCGGCACACUGUUCGGAGUAUAAAAUGCAAAUGGCAAUACCCCUGUGUCUUGCGUCACCUCCCCCGAGUGAGAAUAGCAGCCUUUCCUCAGUUAGUCUUUUAAAUCAAGGUGAACACUGCCAUUAACCAGCAUGCUCAUUUCAUACCUUUAUGCUAUCCACACACUAAGGGGAGCAUAGCUGGCACCAUUCUAUUACUAGGUGCCUCAGUCCUUAACCCCACUGAGCUAUCACUAUUUGGAGGUCUGAUUUAUAUAAAACCACUACAGUCUAGUUAGGUUAAAGGCCAGAAGCUAUGGAACAUAGCAUUUGCCCUUGCUGCAAGCUUGCUCUAGAAAUGGCAGGAUCAUGGGAACAUGCUCACCUUGCUGCUGUUUGUUCCAGGCUCACCUUUAGAAUAGUAGACCUGAACUUGACAUAGGGAGAGGAAUUAACCACUCCACAGACCCCGCCCACUCAGAACUGUACAAGGUGGCUGUGGUCCUAGAAGUUGUUUUUAGGGAGGAAAUAUUUCCAUUAAAAUUUACCCUCAUGUUUAAUCCUUAAGGGUUAAGCAAUUAGACGGAAGCCUUUAAUAAAGGCCACAGAAGUUUUGAGACCAAAACAGAUUUUAGACUUGCCUUGAAGUGAUACGAAUUUAUAGUUUAUUGACAGUAAAAUUAAUUCUUUUGGAGGCACAAUCUAAUAGGCAAGAUGUGUGAACGAAUCAAUAAGAUCUCCAGAAUUCUCCUUCUGUCUAGCUUACUAUAUAGUUAAAGAAUGGGACAUGGAACUCCUGACUUAAUGUUAAGAUAAUAAACACUCCUGCCCAGUAGACAUCAGUCUUCUUCCAUAAUUUUUUGAUGACUACCUCAGAAUAGAAACAGGAAAAUAUAUCACUGAGUAAUUUCAUUCACAUUUUAUGGUUCCUCUUUUUUUCAAAAACCACAUAUAAAUGUCUUGUUUUCACUUAGCAUCCUUUGAGCUUUGCAAUAGGUUGUCUGGAUCAAGAUAACACUCUGUCUCAUUUAUGUUAUUAUGUUAAAAUUAAUAAACAAAAUGAAACCUCAUUGUUGGACAUAAUUUAGAUAUAACUGUAAUAAGUUCUGUGGGGUGGGAAAUUCUGUGUUGGCUGCAGCACAACUCUGUCUUGAACCAAUAUACGCAAAGCACUUGGUACGUAACAGGUGUUCAGUACGUGCUAAUCCCUCUCUCUCCCCUUGGCCUGUCAACCCCUAAUGUUUGUCACAUUUCUAAACAAGAGGGGCUUCUUUCUGUUUUGCUGACUGCUGUCAGUGUGGUGGAAAUGACUCCACUUCUGCUCAUGCCUCUGGAACCAAGUGCCCUUGCCCUGUGCUACUCAACACUAUGAAGCAAGACAAGUAUCCAAAUCUAAAAGUAAUGUGGCUGUCAACUGGCCUACAUAUUCCUACAAAAACCAGUACUUCUGUUCAAGCUUUUCUACUCUUUCCUUACAUAUAACUAAUAACUCAACCUUUUGCUAGAAAAAUUGGUUAUGUUCUCCUAACAUAGUACAAAACAGUAGCUUAAUUAAUCUAGUAGUUGUGAGAAGACUUUAGGGCCAGUAUUGUUGCCAUUUACCUUAUUUAUGCUCCUUUGUCAUUUUCAUUUAAAACUUGUACACAGAAAUGUCAAUGACAUUGAUGACUGAUUUUUAAAUAGUUUCUUUCAUAUAGAUUUUG
Molecule: messenger RNA, 4614 nt
Organism: Cynocephalus volans (Philippine flying lemur)
Lineage: Eukaryota; Metazoa; Chordata; Mammalia; Dermoptera; Cynocephalidae
Gene: OSMR
Product: oncostatin M receptor
Exons: 18
Coding region: 129-3059 (976 amino acids)
Biological process (GO): cytokine-mediated signaling pathway; positive regulation of cell population proliferation
Cellular component (GO): external side of plasma membrane; membrane; signaling receptor complex
Molecular function (GO): oncostatin-M receptor activity; ciliary neurotrophic factor receptor binding; cytokine binding
Source: RefSeq, a predicted model, not a curated record